AUGAGCGCCGUCGGUAGCGCUGCGGCGCCGUCGAAUUCAAGCCUUACAACGUCACCAAGCGACUCUCUUGCUUUUCGACGACAAUACGCUCCUGAUGCAACACUACUACUCGUCGGUUUUUUCGGCGCCGGAAAGAAAACAUUGGGAAUCAUAGCAUCAGUUUCGCUUCGAAGAAGAUUCAUCGACUUCGACGCGUUCUUCCGGCAAGAAGUUCAUUCGUCACCUCAAGAGUUCAUUUCUCGGCAUGGGUUAGCACGCUAUCGUGAGGUAGAUCUCGAAUUAACGCGUGUCCUUCUCACAAAAUACCCAAAAGGCUGUGUGAUUGUCGGUCUUGGGGGAAGUUCCAGUCGACCACAGCAAUCACUCUUGAACGAUUUCGCAAGGGAACAUCCGGUCAUAUACGUGAGACGGGAUGUUUCAGACCUCCAACAGCUUGUUGGGUCAAGCAAAGAGAAAUUUCAGCGCUUAUUUGAAGUUGGAAAUGAGUUCUUUGAAUCAUGUUCCAACUUUGACUUCUUUAACCAUACACGGGGGCAGCCCUUUUGGAAUGAUCGCCCAUUGCCAACCUAUCUCAAGCUCAAGGAGACCGAGAGGAUUUUAGUGGCAUUCUUACACCGAAUAUUUGGAAAUUUUCACCGCUCAAUUUUCUCAACCGACCCAUUCUCUCCAUCGCAUACCUUCGCCUUGCAAGUACCAUUGACUUGGCUGGAUGGGACCCAGGACCUCGAAGCACUCGAGGGAGGCGCUGAUGCCAUAGCCCUGGUUGUUCCUUCUGAGGAGUUCAAUUCUCGCACAUUGAUGGACAGACUUGCACGACAUAUGACAUCUCUGAGAAGACACUGUCGUGUUCCGGUCAUUGUGGAUGUUAAGGCUUCUCCUGUUAUGAAGGCAGACCGCGAGACUUACCACAGGGUAUUAAUGUCGGUACUUCGACUUGCACCCGACGCCAUAACCUGUUCACUUCAGUACGCCGUAGACAUGGCCCAAAACAUUCACAUUUCCAAAGGAAACACGAAACUAAUUGUUUCCGUUCAUGAGAAACUUCCAGUGGGGUCUCCACAAAGAUCUUUGCAGCGCGCAGCCCUUCAAGAACAACUUCGGGUUUCAAAAGCAGAUGCCCUCUGCGUUACUGGGGAGUGCAGACUACCAGACGAUAAUUUUGCGAUGGUUCCAUUCCAUGCGGACUUGUCAACGUCAAGCAUACCGGUCGUCUGUUAUAAUAGGGGAUCACAUGGCAAGGCUUCAAUCUGGCUGAACCCUACUCUUUCUCCUGUAGUGCUGCCUUCAAUGACACAUACCGGAGUGACUUUGAAACAAGCGCAAGAGGCAAUGACAGCUUGCUUUCUUCACACCAAGAAACGGUUCACCAUCUUUGGCCAGACUUUAAAGCACAGUCUGUCGCCAGAGAUGCACAACGCAGCCUAUGCUGUAUGUGGACUGCCCCAUAUCUACGAGAGCAUGCAGUCGGAUGAUUUUUCUAGUGUUCACAAAUUAAUGGAUGACGAGAACCAUGGUGGGUUGACAAUUUCCCUUCCAUACAAAUCCGCUAUCUUGCCCUUCCUCAACGAAGUCAGUCCAGAUGCCAAAGAUAUCAAUGCCGUGAACACUAUAACGCUGGAACACAAAUACCAAUCCGACGGGAAACGAGUUACAAUUCGCCGAGGCUACAACACAGAUUACAUCGGGAUCAGAGAUUGCAUUGACAAGCACCUCUCGCCAGCUAAUGCAGUACGAGAUGGAACGACUGCAUUGAUCAUUGGCGCCGGUGGAAUGGCACACGCUGCAAUCUACGCAUGUUACGAGCUAGGUGUUCGAAGUAUGUGCAUUUACAACAGGACUCUUGAGAAUGCACAAAAGCUGGCAGAUUAUUACCAUCAGUGGGCACAUUCAAAGCCAGGCGUCAAACUUCGUCUACAUGCUCUCCUAUCACCGGGGGAUUCUUGGCCAACAGAUCUUCGCCCGCCGACCAUUGUUGUAUCCUGCAUUCCAACAUACCAGAUAGGGGGUGAGUCCCUUAUAGCGGUGCAGCUUCCGGACCAGUGGUUUGAGAGCCGAACUGGUGGUGUAUUUGUCGAGGUUGGCUAUGGUCCAUCCAGAACACAAUUAAUGGAGCGGAUGAUCCCUCGCGAAUCGAAAGGAUGGGUUGUGGUCGACGGGCUAAUGGUUCUGGUCGAGCAGGGCAUUGUCCAGUUUGAGAUCUUUACAGGACGACCUGCGCCUGUCCACUGCAUGCGGCGCGCUAUUAGGGAGCAGUCCAUCAAGUAUGGAUUUGUUCAUAAAUGA
Penicillium atrosanguineum is the source of this 2283-nucleotide messenger RNA. RefSeq names its product putative pentafunctional AROM polypeptide. The transcript is spliced from 2 exons. Gene Ontology annotation, molecular function: shikimate 3-dehydrogenase (NADP+) activity; 3-dehydroquinate dehydratase activity. Gene Ontology annotation, biological process: shikimate metabolic process; chorismate biosynthetic process. The coding region runs from base 1 to 2283 and encodes 760 amino acids. Lineage: Eukaryota; Fungi; Ascomycota; Eurotiomycetes; Eurotiales; Aspergillaceae. The record is from RefSeq and is a predicted model, not a curated record.